AUCCGUAUUGUUUGGGUCAAUAUGACAAAAACUUCGUGCAAAUCCCUCGUUAAAGAUUACUGCACAAGUUGCACUUUUGCAGGGGUUCAUUUUAUAGCUGAUAAUACCAGACAUUGGUCUGAAAGGUAAGCAAGUAAUAUUACAUAUAACUUUACGACUUCGGAUCUAAAACCACGCUUGAUCAUAAGAAUAAAAAAAUAAUAACAGGUUCCUAUGGAUGAUACUGGUGAUCCUUUCCUGGUAUGGAUCAGCGUUAUUGAUAAUAGCGGCGUGGGAUGCCUUCGUUACGAAUCCCAUCAGUUUUGGUGUGGAGACAACGUACACAGAUUGGGACACCAAGUUGCCAGCAGUGGCCAUCUGCGAAGCGAAUAACAAACUUAUGAUCUACAACGUUUCUGACACGUUAGUGAUACAUAUUCGUAAUUACCCUCAAAAUUUGAUCUGGACGCCUAACCAUCUUUUAGAUCUUGAAGAUGCGCUGAAAGAUGUUGCAUACUUCCGUGGUUCUUGUUACCGACUAAUCGAUGUCUGUUAUAAAAAUAACAAUCCGGACCCCUUCUGUCAAACUUCAAACUACAGUUACUAUGCGAAACUGGUGAGAAGUGGAUGUCGGCAGACAUUGAGUAACUGUUCCUACAAUGACCAGAACUUCAAUUGCUGCCAGUACUUUCAACCGAUAGACACGGAUAUGGGGACUUGCUAUAUUAUCAAUUCAAUACAGACUAAAAAACCCAAUCCAUAUAAAAUGGUUGUGAACAUGAAACAAAAACGCGGAGUACUUAAGUUUGAUGUUUUAUUGCCUUCCAUGAUUACAAAAGUAUUUUUUAAGAUAUACACUUUGGGAGAAGAUGAAGUACCCACCAUCACAUCGUCAAAAUAUUCGACAUUGAAAAUUAAACUUGGACACGGUUAUCGGCGUCAACUGACAGUAAGAAACAUCGAGAACGACCCAUUGGUGGUAGAGACGAAUCCGGAGCAGCGCGCUUGCCGCAUCCAUUCCGAGAACGACGGCCUCUACCCGCACUAUUCGUACAGCGCCUGUACGGUUCUUUGCCGCAAGCGCGCGCAGCAGCGCAUCUGUCACUGCAACGAUCACUUCAUGCUGGACACUAGCGUACCAGAGCAUUGCAACAUAACAGGCAUGUUGUGUCUGCAUACACAUGAGGGCGAUCUAACAGCGCUUAAACCGCAAUGGGCGCUACACCGUCGCGGCAUGACCUGCCACUGUUUGCCUUCUUGCGACGAAACUGAGAUAACUAUCAUCAAAGAUGUCAUUAGUUCCCAUAAAAGCAAAGAGAAAAAAGCGUUUGUCGAGAUAGUACUUGCAUAUUUACCCACGGAAAGAUUUAAGAGAAACGUGGUAAGAAGCCGACUGGAUCUAGUGGUGUCAGUUGGAGGCACAACGGGACUAUUCGUUGGUGCAAGUCUACUCAGCUUCGUUGAACUUAUAUUCUACUUCACUGUACGCUUCGCUGGCAAUUUUUGGAUAGUUAAAAAUAAAAACAAAAAUGGAAUUGAACAAAUGAAUGCGACAAGUACUGGCAAAAGUCUGGAGACGACACAAACUGGCAGGCGAGCGAUAAGAUUUGAAAAAACAUUUUUUCAACAGACCAGAGCACAGAAUUUUAUGUAA
Papilio machaon (common yellow swallowtail) is the source of this 1633-nucleotide messenger RNA. Its product is annotated as sodium channel protein Nach. The record is from RefSeq and is a predicted model, not a curated record. The transcript has 8 exons. Gene Ontology annotation, molecular function: ligand-gated sodium channel activity. The coding region runs from base 218 to 1633 and encodes 471 amino acids. Gene Ontology annotation, cellular component: membrane. Lineage: Eukaryota; Metazoa; Arthropoda; Insecta; Lepidoptera; Papilionidae. Gene Ontology annotation, biological process: sodium ion transmembrane transport.